AAUUUUAUUAAAAUCAAUAAUGAAUCUUAAAAUAGAAUGCUAAGGACUUGAAUUCAAUUUUGAGGAGGUUUAUUCAUUAGAAGAAUUAAAAUUAAGACUAUAAUCAACUGAACCAUCAUUUAUUUUAGAAUCAUUAUCUUAUUAAGAUGAAGAAGAGGAUAUCAUUACUUUGGCUAAUGAGAAUGAUUUUAGUUGUUUAUCCACUAACACUUAAUUCACUAUUUAAGCUUAAGGAAAAUAUGAUUAAGAAUGGGCUUAAAAAGAAUUCAAAAGAAAUCUAAGAUUAAUUAAAAGAAUAGCUUAAAAGAUCAAACAACUAAAAGAAAAACAAAAGAAUAACUUAAUUAAAGUAUUAUUUAUAUAUAUCUAUUGAGGAGAGAAUAUUAUUAAGAAAAGUUAACAAAAAUCUUAUAACAAUAGAAACAGACCUUAGAAAUCGAUAAAGAAAUCAAUACUAUUAGAUAGUAAAUUGAAUUCUAAAAAAAAAUUAAUAUUGUAAAUAAUAAAUUAUA
Paramecium sonneborni is the source of this 512-nucleotide messenger RNA. NCBI's taxonomy places the organism in Eukaryota, Ciliophora, Oligohymenophorea, Peniculida, Parameciidae. The record is from the annotation of a GenBank genome assembly.